This is a messenger RNA of Ostreobium quekettii, 2409 nucleotides long. NCBI's taxonomy places the organism in Eukaryota, Viridiplantae, Chlorophyta, Ulvophyceae, Bryopsidales, Ostreobiaceae. The record is from the annotation of a GenBank genome assembly.
AUGGUGCGCAAGCCCCCCGAGGAGGUGUUCAGGCUGCCGGAGCCGCCCCCCUCGCCGCUGCUGUCCGAAGAUGCCUGCCAGGCGGUGGUUGGCGUCCUCGAGAAGUAUGUGAACAUAGCCAAGGGCUGGAGGCACCGGGUGUUCGUUGUCCAGCGCGGGGUGCUGCGCUACUACAGGGCGGACCAGUCGCUGAAUAUUCACGCCCUCAUGGAAUCGCUGAAAGAAAUGGGGGAGGUGAAGGUGAUUGGCUUGGAGCUGGGGAUCCUGCUGAAAAGGAUGGACAGGGCAGGGAGUCCUUCGGACCAAGCGAUCACUCCGCACGGGGAAGCGCAUCUGCAGGUGGCGCAAAUCCGGGAGUCAAAGUCUGGAGAUCGCAAGCGAUUCUCAGUUCAUAGUGGGACAAAAAAAUUGAAUUGCAGGGCGGAGUCAGAAAUGGACAAAGAUGCAUGGGUGGAAGCUCUGCGGCAAUCGAAGGCAGUUUGGGAUGGUGCCAAUGGUGGCUACCUGUUUCCUCCAGUGGAGGUGUCUGCUGAAUCUCCCAACAGCAACAGCGGGCCGAUUUCCAGGUCGUUUGAGGACACCACACUGCCAGCUGUGCGCCAGCGCCUGGUGGAUGGGGGGGUGUCACAUGAGCUCUCUCACUUUGUUGAAGAAGUUCUCAUGGAGCAGCACAGGUUCUAUGUGAACUACAUGUGGCAAGAAGGUGAAAAGAAACGCAAGCUGCUUUCAUAUCUGCAAACUGUGGAGGAGGAGAAACGUGAACUGGAGGCUCGAAUACUGGAAGAGAAUCGAGGUGCAUUGGUUGAAAUGGCGCAGUCAGAAGGAGCAUUUUUUACCACAGAGGAGCAGUAUGAAAACGGAGAGGAACGGGACUCAGCAGAUGCCAGUGGCGAGGAUGAUGUUGAGGAAGUGUUCUACGAAGCUACUGACAGCUUGCCUCUUAUUGACAAGUGUCAGAACGAUGUUGCACAGGCACAGUUGCCACCUUUGCCCAGCAAGCCCAAAAAGGCAGAGAGGACCGCAUCUGCCCCAGUUGGACCUAAUGACAGCUUCCCAGGGCCUUCAUUGUUUGGGGGCAGCAGCCUGCAAAAGUCUCAAAGGACUGCCUCAGACCCUGUCCAGGCAGCGAGGGAGAGAUCUCAGCAGGAAGGGGCGUCAACGUCGACAAGCAGGGGGCACAGAGAAUAUAUGGACUCUGCAAUUGCGGAGUCCACAGCAAGGCUAAAGGACUGGCUGAGACGAGAUGGCCCAGCACCAAAGCGCAGGGAUUGUUUGCCAAAACCCAAAGAGAAGGAGAAGACUGUGAGUUUGUGGGCCAUAAUAAAAUCCAUGGUUGGGAAGGACUUAACUCGAGUCUGUCUACCUGUCUACUUCAAUGAGCCACUAUCAGCAAUUCAAAGGAUUGCUGAAGAAAUUGAGUACUCCGAACUCCUUGAUGAGGCGUUGAAGCAUCCACCUGGCAGCUUAAUGCGCUUGUUUCUGGUAUCCUCGUUUGCUGUCAGCGGCUACUCUGCAACUGCCAAUCGAACAAGCAAACCCUUCAAUCCUCUGCUUGGAGAGACCUACGAGUAUGUGAGCCCAGAGAAGGGCGUGCGGUUCAUUGGAGAAAAGGUUGUGCAUCACCCCACUGUCUUUGCCAUGCACUGUGAGGGCUGUGGCUGGACAGUGGAUGCAGAUGCUGAGGUGAAGAACAAGUUCUGGGGGGCCAGCAUGGAGCUGCAUGCUCUCGGAGUGAUCAGGCUGAGAACUGCAGAUGGAGAAGAGUACAGAUGGAACAAGGUCACAACAUCUAUAAACAAUUUGAUCAUUGGAAAACUCUACAUCGACCACUAUGGUGUAAUGAGGGUGCACAACAAGAACACGGGAAUGCUUGCCAAGAUCAAGUUCAUUGAGACAAGUCGAUUUUUUGACAGCAACCCUCAUCAGAUAAAGGGAUAUAUCGAAGGCCCAAAUGGAAAGAUACGAGAUGCCACUAUUCAAGGCAAGUGGGAUGGGUCCCUACAUGUCGACUUGGGCGAUGGAAGGGGCCCCAAAGAGGUCUGGAGGAAGAACCCUCCAGCCCCUGAACCUUCCAAGUACAACAACACGUUGUUCUGCAUGACAUUGAACGAGAUGACCCCUGGGCUUGACAAGAAAAUUGCCCCCACGGACUGCAGGCGUCGCCCAGACCAGAAAUGCCUGGAAGAGGGUCUUUACGAUGAAGCCAAUCGCCAAAAGCAGCGACUUGAGCAGAAGCAGAGAGCUGCGCGCAAGGCGGCUGAUCGGGGCGACCCCAUUCAGCCACGAUGGUUUGAAUAUUCCCCUUCUGCAGCGCAAGGGCAGGAGCCGACCUUCGCGUACAAGGGAGGCUAUUGGGAGUCCCGGGAUGCGGGCCAUUUCGAGGGCUGCAGAGAUAUUUUUGGAGAGUAA